GAAGGGAGGCUCCCCGCAUUCAGGAAGCGGGACUUCCACAAUCAGAACAGUUGGGGGUGGAGCCCGAGCACCUGUGGUUUGGUGUGUUUUCCCCACCCCCCACCACGCCCCAGGCGAUUGUGAGGCUGGGUCGAGAGCGAGAAACGCGCAGGAGCUCCCCGCGUCUGCGCCAGACCAGCGCGAGAAAAGGCGCUAAGAAACUACAGUGACACUGAAACUGAAGGAGAGAUUUUUAAUUCCUUCGUGCAAUAUUUUGGUGAUAAUUUGGGGCAGAAAGUUAAAGCUAUGCCAUUAGUCGAAGAAACUUCUUUACUGGAAGAUUCAUCAGUGACUUUGCCUAUGGUAGUAAUAGGAAAUGGACCCUCAGGAAUCUGCCUUUCUUAUAUGUUAUCAGGCUACAGACCAUAUUUAUCAUCAGAAGCAAUGCAUCCAAAUACAAUCUUACAUAGUAAAUUAGAAGAAGCAAGACAUCUUUCCAUUGUUGAUCAGGACUUAGAAUACUUGUCUGAGGGCCUUGAGGGCCGAUCAUCCAAUCCAGUUGCAGUACUUUUUGACACACUUCUUCAUCCAGAUGCUGACUUUGGUUAUGAUUAUCCGUCCGUUUUGCAUUGGAAAUUAGAACAACAUCAUUACAUCCCUCACUUAGUUCUUGGUAAAGGUCCACCUGGUGGAGCUUGGCAUAAUAUGGAAGGUUCCAUGUUGACAAUCAGCUUUGGAAAUUGGAUGGAGCUGCCAGGACUUAAAUUUAAAGAUUGGGUAUCUAGCAAACGAAGAAACCUAAAAGGAGAUCGAGUUAUGCCAGAGGAAAUAGCUCGCUACUAUAAACACUAUGUAAAAGUCAUGGGUCUUCAGAAGAAUUUCAGAGAGAAUACUUACAUCACCUCUGUAUCAAGACUCUACAGAGAUCAUCAAGAUGGUGACGAUGGACAAGACAGAAAUAUUUCAACACAGCAUUUACAGAUAGAGAAGUCUACAUUUAUCAAGAGAAAUUGGGAAAUCAGGGGUUAUCAGCGAAUAGCGGACGGUUCCCAUGUUCCCUUCUGUCUCUUUGCUGAGAAUGUAGCUCUGGCAACUGGAACAUUGGAUUCUCCUGCCCAUCUGGACAUUGAAGGGGAAGAUUUUCCUUUUGUGUUUCAUUCAAUGCCUGAAUUUGGAGCUGCUAUAAGCCAAGGAAAGUUGCGUGGCAAAGUGGAUCCAGUGUUAAUUGUAGGUUCUGGGCUUACCGCAGCUGAUGCGGUACUGUGUGCUUACAACAAUAAUAUUCCUGUGAUUCAUGUAUUUCGCAGACGGGUAACUGAUCCAAGCUUAAUUUUCAAACAGCUUCCCAAAAAGCUUUAUCCAGAAUACCAUAAAGUCUAUCAUAUGAUGUGUACUCAGUCAUAUUCUGUAGACUCCAAUCUUUUAUCUGAUUAUACCAGUUUUCCUGAGCACCAUGUGCUUUCCUUUACGUCGGACAUGAAAUGCAUUCUUCAAAGUCUCUCUGGAUUGAAAAAAAUAUUUAAGCUUUCUGCGGCAGUAGUACUGAUAGGUUCUCAUCCCAAUCUGUCUUUUCUGAAGGAGCAAGGGUGUUAUCUGGGCCAUAACUCAAGCCAGCCAAUCACAUGUAAGAGUAAUCCUGUGGAAAUAGAUGCAUAUACCUAUGAAUGUGUUAAAGAAGCCAACCUCUUUGCAUUGGGUCCUUUGGUUGGAGACAAUUUUGUUCGAUUUUUAAAGGGAGGGGCAUUGGGUGUGACAUGCUGUUUAGCUACAAGACAGAAGAAAAAGCAUUUAUUUGUUGAAAGAGGAGGAGGAGAUGGGAUAGCUUAAAGCGAGUUUAUAAGUAAUUUAUAUGGACAGUUAACCAUUAAAGAUUUUUCAUAGUGGUUUUGCAGUGUGCUGGCUUGAAUUUUCUGGACGUGAAUGAACUGGAAGAGAGCCUCAAGCUAUGGUAACUAUUUAAAGUUAACAAGAAUUUGGUGUCCUGAUUUAUAUUGUAUCAAAGGUGUCACUGUCAGACAAAUAGAAACACUGCCAAUCUGGUAUACUUCAAGCUUUCACUUAACUAAAACAUUAUUUUCUUCUAAGACUUAUUUUUUGUGAUCAUUUGUGGUUAUGUUUGAUUCCAGAAUCUUACAGCCUUGAAUAAUCUGUAAAACCAUACAGUCUGUUAGGCCAGAAAUCAUCUUCACUAUACUUUAGGUCACCUCGCUGCUCAAGGGUGGUCUAAAGACCAGCAUUAGCUUCAUUUGUAGCUUGUUAGAAAUGUGGACCCUCAGGCCCCACAACAGAAUUAUUGAAUCAGAAACUGCAUCUAAUGAGAUCCUCAAGGAAUAUGUAUGCUUAUUAGCUGGAGGCACAUAGGUCGAAAAGAAAGUGUGAUAGAAGUUAUGUAUGCUGGGGGUGGGCAGGGUAGGAGGCAUUUAUAACUCAGGUUUAAUUUAUUUUGAAUUAUCAAUUUCUAUAAAUCUAAUUUAUUACCAAAUAUGGUAUUUUAAAAAAUAUUUUUAUUGUUGAAACCUUGAUAAGUACUUCAUAUUCUUAGCUUCUAAUAAUUUAAACAGUCCAAUAAUGUUGGCAUACACUUAGACAUUCAGGAGCCUGCCAAGAUAUUUUUGGAGAUUUAUUCUCUAACUAGCGUAACAAUCUAAUUUGCAAUUCAAUAAAUUGUGAAUGAAACUAUCCCUGUGUGAAUAUUGAGUUACUUUGUCAUUAAAACUAACAUUUGGGCAUAAAUACUUCUAUUAUAAUCCUAUUUGGGUAUUGCUAGAAUUAUCUAAGGUUAAAACCUGUCUUUCCCAUUCCCACGCUGAUUACUUUCAAAUCUGUUCAUUGGAGAUGACAUAGUCGGUUAUCGUAUGGUUAUUUAUUGAAUUAUAUGCCCUAUCUUGAUUUAUAUUUAUUUAGAUGUGCUUAAUGUCUAUAUUUUCACAGAAGUCUCCAGAAUUUGUAGUAUUAGGCAAAAAAAGUUUGAUUUCUGAAGUUCUUCAUAGCAAAUUGAAUUUCUCAGCCUUCAUUUUUUUUUUUGUAAAAUUUAUUUCAUCUGGAAUGUGUUCACUGAAUGUUCUUUUUUCCUUGGUAUAAAAAAGACUAAAAAAUA
Messenger RNA from Ailuropoda melanoleuca (giant panda), 3076 nucleotides. It is a transcript of the gene OSGIN2, whose product is annotated as oxidative stress induced growth inhibitor family member 2. Gene Ontology annotation, molecular function: growth factor activity. The transcript has 6 exons. Lineage: Eukaryota; Metazoa; Chordata; Mammalia; Carnivora; Ursidae. Bases 286 to 1806 code for a protein of 506 amino acids. Gene Ontology annotation, biological process: negative regulation of cell growth. The record is from RefSeq and is a predicted model, not a curated record.